Messenger RNA from Manihot esculenta (cassava), 1748 nucleotides. Its product is annotated as cytochrome P450 724B1. Gene Ontology annotation, biological process: sterol metabolic process. The record is from RefSeq and is a predicted model, not a curated record. Lineage: Eukaryota; Viridiplantae; Streptophyta; Magnoliopsida; Malpighiales; Euphorbiaceae. Bases 152 to 1603 code for a protein of 483 amino acids. Gene Ontology annotation, molecular function: heme binding; monooxygenase activity; iron ion binding. The transcript is spliced from 9 exons.
AUUUUUUUUUAUUUCGAAAAAAUACAAAAUCGAGCACAAUUGAGCAUUCUCCAGUUGAAAAGCGGAGUCCAAACAGCGGAGUCCAAACACUAGAUGUCCCCUUCUUCAAUCUUCAUUCCAUUACAGCAAUCAAGCUAGUCAUCUACCAACCAUGGUUGUUCUUGAUUUCUUCCCCAUUUUAUUAACUCUUUUUUUAGGCCUAGGCUUGGCCUUUGUUCUCUCUCGUCUUCUCACAAGAAAAAACCCAGCAAAUUUGCCUAAGGGAACUAUGGGGUGGCCUCUCUGUGGAGAAACUCUUGCACUUCUCAAGCCUCAUAGAUCAAAUUCCAUGGGCUUCUUCUUGCAACAACGUUGUUCUAGGUAUGGGAAAAUUUUCAAAUCACAUCUGUUUGGUUACCCUGCUAUAGUUUCUUGUGAUUAUGAUUUCAACAUGUUUAUCCUUCAAAACGAAGGAAAAUUAUUCCGAGCCAGCUACCCUACAGCCAUGCAUGACAUUCUCGGCAAGUUCUCAUUGCUUCACAUCACCGGUGACCUUCAUAAAAAGCUAAGAAACAUCGCCGUAAGCUUCAUCACCGUGUCUAAAUCGACCCCCAGCUUCCUUCACUGUGUGGAGAAAUUCUCUAUCUCAAUGAUGGAAUCAUGGAAAGAUCGUAAAGAAAUUGGCUUUCACAAAGAUAUUAGAAAGUUCACACUCGAUCUCAUGGUGAACACCCUUAUGGGUAUUGAACCAGAUGAGCCAGUAGCCUCGAAGAUAUUGAAACUUUUUCGAACUUACAUGAAAGGGUUCGUCUCUCUGCCAUUACACUUCCCUGGAUCGCCUUAUUCCAAAGCAGUAAAGGCAAGAGAAAAGCUUUCUUCCACCGUGAGAGAGAUAAUCAAAGAAAAGGAAAAGGAGAUGAAUGUGGAGAUAGCAAGAAAAGAAGACUUCUUGGAUGUUAUUUUAUCAAAAAGGAGGCUAAGUGAUGAUGAGACUGUAAGCAUUGUAUUGGACAUCUUGCUUGGAGGCUAUGAGACAACCUCGACACUCAUUUCUUUAAUUGUUUACUUUCUUGCGCAUUCACCCGUUGCUUUUGAAAGCUUGAAGAAAGAACAUGAAGUUAUAAGAAGAAGCAAAGAGGAUGGGAAACCCUUGGACUGGGAAGAUUACCAGAAAAUGGAGUUCACCAUUAAUGUAAUAUCAGAAUCUAUGAGAUGUGGGAACGUUGUCAAGUUCGUCCAUCGGAAAGCUCUUGAAGAUGUGAAAUACAAAGAAUAUGUCAUUCCUUCCGGAUGGAAAGUUUUACCAAUGUUCACAGGAGCACAUCUUGAUGCAUCCCUUCAUGAAAACCCUUUCGAGUUUAAUCCAUGGAGAUGGAGUUCUGAUAAAACGACAAGCAAAAAGAUGAUGCCGUUUGGUGGUGGAGCUCGGCUAUGUCCAGGGGCCGAGCUAGCUAAAGUGGUGAUUGCAUUCUUCCUUCAUCAUCUUGUCCUUAAUUAUAGAUGGAAAAUAAAAGCAGAUGAAUAUCCUGUUGCGUACCCUUACGUGGAAUUCCAGCGAGGCCUGCAACUGGAGGUUGAGCCAGCUGAACAGACGAUAUCUAAGAAAGAAGAGGCCUGGAAUUAGCUACCUGCAAAAAAGAACAAAAUGGAUUAGUUGGUUAAGAAUUUGAAAUGUAGCAAGAGGGAAUUCUCAAUAAUACAUUGCUGGUGUUAGCUAGCCAGUAAUUCAGGACAACUUUCAAUAGAAUUUUUAUUCUUAUUUUUUACAA